Messenger RNA from Angiostrongylus costaricensis, 1203 nucleotides. NCBI's taxonomy places the organism in Eukaryota, Metazoa, Nematoda, Chromadorea, Rhabditida, Metastrongylidae. The record is from the annotation of a GenBank genome assembly.
AUGAGCUCUCAGGUUGGCGCUAUUAAUUCGGUGAGCGUUCUUGUAGCUAAGGUCUUCAAGCAGCCUAAAGGAGACUUUGCGGAUAGACUCAACUCUCGGAUUACGGUAUGUCUGUUAGCCUUGUCGUCGGUGUUGCUGCUAUCGUCGCACUUUAUGGGGGAUCCAAUCACAUGUUGGACCCCGGCUCAGUUCACUAAACAAUGGUCUGAUUUUGUCAACCAAUACUGCUAUGUGCACGGCACGUAUUUUGUUUCGCUGAACGAAUCUCUUCCUUUUCUGGACGCACAACGACGAAAAGUUCCCAUCAAUUAUUAUCAGUGGGUGCCGUACAUAUUGGCCGUACAGGCGUUCCUCUUCUACAUGCCACGGUUCGUAUGGAAAUCUCUGAUUGCUAUAAGCGGAUAUGAUCUAGCCGGUGCUAUUCAAUAUGUAGAUGGAUGCUGGAAUAUUGUAAAAUCAAACGAGACGACUUUUAAAGAAAGGAUAGCUGCCUUUGAGGGACGAGCGUCUGCUUAUGUAUGGGAUGGCUUGAGGCUGGCAAGAAAUAAAGGCAGUCAGGAUAUGGCACUCUACUAUACCAUUUCCACGGUAAUACAAUCGUUAAACGCAUGGAUCCAGUGGUUUUGGUUGAAUUCAUUGCUGCAAUCGCCGCUUUACACACUUUGGGGACCAUCACUUGUUCACGAUUUGAUUCGUGGAGACGAUUGGCAGGUAACCGGACAUUUUCCGCGUAUCACUCAUUGUGAUUUCAAUCGACGACGUCCAGCAAGUGUUCAACUUGACACGGUACUGUGCGUUUUGACGCUGAACAUCUACUACGAAAAACUGUUCAUCUUCCUGUGGUUCUGGUUGCUUUUCGUAGCAAUUGUUUCCACAUCGAACUCAAUUUAUUGGAUUGGAAGCAUCUGUGUCAGCACAAAGGCUCGUCGUGUCAUAACUGACUAUUUGGCCACUGAUCCGAGUACUCAAACCGGUCGACUAUCCACUGAACAAUUCUUCAGGCUACUCGGCAAAGAUGGCCUAUUCGUUCUACAUCAAAUGUCACUGAAUUUAGGAGAUAUUCCAGCAAGGUUUAAGGAAUGUGUACCGGCUUCGACAAUUUUCUCCGCAUACAGACCGAAAACUAAAAGAGCGAAGAAACAUCUUACUCAACACUUUUACCAAGCACUGUUAUGGCCCAAAGUUCGAAAGCUUCGAAGAUAA